AUGAGCAAGAAAAGGAAUGCCAAGAAACGACGUCGGGAACAACGCCGCCAGAUGGAAGAACAUUCCAGGCUUACUAAUGAUUCCUUCCAGGACCAGCAAAGAGCUACCAGUACGAACAAACAUUCGAAGGGGGAUGGUGCACCACCAUCAUUUGACAAGAGUCGCAGCGUCAAUUCAUCUUCUCUCCCUACAGCAGUGGAUGGCUUCGGUUCCCAAAAGCGUUCCAUCGCUGCAAUCCAAUUUGUUUACCCCGAACGGAAUGGAAGAAAACUUUACAGAUUUCAAAAGGAGCUGCUCGACACCUUCAUCGUUCCUCCCCAAGAAAAGAUUGAAAAAGGGCUCCCUGAAUUCGUCGCGACGAACGUGAGUUUGAACGACAUUCUAUACCCGGACAGCAACAGAGAAAAACAAUCCGAUUCUGGUAGUCAGCUCAAAGGCGACUCCUCUCAGAAAUCUCCAAAAAUCCUGCAUGGCGAGCAUCACACCAACAACGUAGUAAAGGAGCUGCGUCAGAAGAACUUGGAUGUACAGUCACUUUCUGGGCAAUCGCAAGGCCAGCUGUCGGGGAUGUCCGUGGAAGAUGCCGUUCGCGACAAACUUGGAUGUCGGCCUCGUGCGAAUUCGACAGAUGGAGAACUCAAUUUACCGCAACGAGGGCUUUGUGAUGAGCGGAAGGUACUAGAGUCUUUCAAAUGGAUCCCCACAAAUGUCAAUUUGUCUUAUCCGAAAGGCUUUGUCAAUCUGGGUAAUACGUGCUUUCUGAAUAGCACUGUACAGUGCCUCGCCUACCUACCACCAUUCUGCCAAUCCUUGCUUUCAAUAUUAUCUCAUGAAUCAAAACAUGGUGAAAAAAGAAAGACCAGUCAAGGAAGGAAGGUAACAUUUAUCUUGCGCUCCCUCUUUUCUCAAGUACACGGCAUUGAUGGUGGUACCACACACUCUGGAAGUUCAUUGGCUCCUCGUGCCAUUGUCCAAGCAGUGCCAACUCUUGGUUCCUGCGGUAGUCGGAAAGGGUACAAGUUUCGACCCGGUCGACAAGAAGAUGCACAUGAGUUUUUGGUGCAUUUGCUAGAUGCCAUGAACGACGGUGAGCUGAAAGAAGCGGGAAUCAACCAGAAUGCAAGUGGAUGGCGUGAUCGAUUGCCAAUUCCUCGCCUAGAUGAGACGACUUUCAUACAUAGAAUAUUUGGUGGAUAUUUCCGAAGUCAAGUUCGCUGCACAUCCUGUAACAAUCGCAGCAACACGUACGAUCCCUUACUAAACUUGUCUCUGGAAGUCAGUCGCAAGGCGUGCAACUCAGUUGCUCAGGCUUUGCACGAGUUUACUCGCAAGGAAACCUUAGACUCUCAGAAUCAGUGGAAGUGUUCGGGCUGCAAAAAAUAUGUUUGUGCUACAAAGCAGUUGACUGUAUUUCGACCACCUUUGUCUCUUUGCAUUCAAUUAAAGCGAUUCACAUACAGCGGUAGACUAAAAUUUAGUGUUGGCUUCGGGAGCUUCGGCAAUGGGGGAGGAGGACAAAAGAUAUCGAAAUCUAUCGAGUUUCCAGCCCAGCUGAAGCUUCCUUUGAGUGAUGGUCGCUCCUGUGGGUAUUCCUUGACCGGAAUUGUGAUCCAUGUAGGAGGUAGUGCUAGUUCUGGACAUUACACGGCGUAUGUUCGCAAGCCAGGUGGUGGUAGCAAAUCACAAUGGUUUCACAUGGACGACUCUUUCGUCGAAGCUGUAUCGGAACAAACAGUCCUUCGACAAAGAGAUGCCUACUUGCUGUUCUACUGUCGCGAAGAAGUUAAACUUGAGUUUCCAACACCUCCAAUGUCGGCCAAGGAAGCGCAAGAACUUGGCAGAGCCAAAGCUCGCGCCCGCGCGGACAGUUUAACAGAAUUACAAGCAAGCGCAUCGACAUCUUUAAUCACAAUCACUAGCAAGUCGCUUUGCCAUGAAAGUACAGCGGCUUUGGAACAGAAAAGGAAGGUUAAUAGAGUGGAGGAGAACUCGAAUGGUACGGUGGCUUCUUUUCCACCAAAUCUGCGAAAGCAGGAACAAAAUGAGAAUGGAGACUUGUUGGAGAAACAACGGAAUGAAACAUCCUUUUCAGCCCCAGGCAAGAAAACUGACAGCGCCGAACUACUGCCAACGCCAAUCACAGCUCCGGAUUUUGGCUUUGAGAUUCAACGCUCGUCAGUAAAGCAAUUUAGCCGUAGGAGUCCGGAUCCGUCGAAAGUGGUAGUUUCCUCGAAAUCCCAGCGGGAAAGAUACGGAGGCAACAUUCAGCUCGGACAAUCACCAAUGAUGAAACCUGCCAUUGCACUUCCGGAUCAAGGCGAAGAAUCCUCGUCGGAAGAGUCCUCACCCAGCGACGAUUCUUCCGUACAAGACCAGAACGACAGCACCAGUUCCGCAAGGAUUUCUCUGCCGGUUAUUAAGUCGGAGGCCAAGACGUCAUUCGCCGACGUUUCUUCCUCGUCCGAAAACGAAGAAAAAGCGUUUAGGACAAUAAAUAUGACAGAAUCCGAAAGUCCACAUGCUGUCCAGAAAAAGGCGUUGGAGAAACCGCGGACUCGCAUCGUGCUUGAUCGUGGUGAAGGCCGUGAAAAGGUGGAAGUCAUGAUGGGUCCGCGCUCCGAGACCAAGGCGUGGACGCCCAGGGCUGGGGCGGUUACAAAAAGUGAGGACUAUGCGCUUUUGGGGAACCAGCGAGUAGGAAGGUGGGAUGACGAAGGCAACGAUGUUGCAACUCGCCAACAUGACCGCGGCCGCGAGAACCUUAUCCAACAAAUGGACAAGAAAGAAUCCAACCGAAAGCGCAAAAUGUACUUAGAUCGCUGGGACGCCAUGCUGGAUCAAGGCCAAACCAAAAAGGUGAAAGAAAAGACUGAUUCUAUCAAGCCGACGACGCCCAAGAAAAAUGUGUUCCAGCGAAUCCAAAGCAGCGUGCAGCGUAUGAAUCGAGGCCGUGCAAAAGGACACUUUCGACCCGAGACGCAAAAGAAGAAACGCGGUCGACGCAGUCUCUGACAGUGUACAAA
Messenger RNA from Phaeodactylum tricornutum CCAP 1055/1, 3023 nucleotides. RefSeq lists its product with no specific name. Lineage: Eukaryota; Bacillariophyta; Bacillariophyceae; Surirellales; Neidiaceae. Gene Ontology annotation, biological process: protein deubiquitination. The transcript has a single exon. The record is from RefSeq and is a predicted model, not a curated record. Gene Ontology annotation, molecular function: cysteine-type endopeptidase activity; cysteine-type deubiquitinase activity. Gene Ontology annotation, cellular component: nucleus; cytosol. The coding region runs from base 1 to 3012 and encodes 1003 amino acids.